UCCCCCGCGGCUCACUCGCGCUCGAGUCCAGCCACCCCGCCAUGGAGCGGCCGUGCGUCCUGCUGCUCGGCGCAGCCGGGCUGCUGCUCCUGCUCCUGCCCCUCUCCUCUUCCUCCUCUUCUGACGCCUGCGGCCCGUGCGAGCCGGCCUCCUGCCCCGAGCUGCCCCAGCAGGGCUGCCCGCUGGGCGAGACCCGCGACGCCUGCGGGUGCUGCCCGGUGUGCGCGCGCGGGGAGGGCGAGCCGUGCGGGGGCGGCGCGGCCGGCAGGGGGCACUGCGCGCCGGGCAUGGAGUGCGUGAAGAGCCGCAAGAGGCGGAAGGGUAAAGCCGGAGCAGCAGCCGGAGGCCCCGCUGUGGGAGGCGUGUGCGUGUGCAAGAGCCGCUACCCCGUGUGUGGCAGCGACGGCACCACCUACCCCAGCGGCUGCCAGCUGCGUGCCGCCAGCCUGCGGGCCGAGAGCCUCGGGAAGGAGGCCAUCACCCAGGUCAGCAAGGGCACCUGCGAGCAAGGCCCUUCCAUAGUGACGCCCCCCAAGAACAUCUGGAAUAUCACGGGUGCCAAGGUGUACUUGAGCUGCGAAGUCAUCGGAAUCCCAACCCCUGUCCUCAUCUGGAACAAGGUAAAAAGGGGUCAGUAUGGAGUUCAAAGGACAGAACUCUUGCCCGGUGACCGGGACAACCUAGCCAUUCAGACCCGGGGUGGUCCAGAAAAGCAUGAAGUAACUGGCUGGGUGCUGGUAUCUCCUCUGGGUAAGGAAGAUGCUGGAGAAUAUGAAUGCCAUGCAUCCAAUUCCCAAGGACAGGCUUCAGCAUCAGCCAAAAUUACAGUGGUUGAUACCUUACAUGAAAUACCAGUGAAAGAAGGUGAAGGUGCUCAGAUAUAAACCUGCAGAAUAUAUCAGUCUAUGUAGCCAAAAGUGUUCACCGAUAAUGACCCCUAAUCUUGCCUAACAAAUUUCUUUCAAUCUUAUCCACUAACACUUUAUAGUCAACUGGUUUUACGCAGAGAAAUCAAAGAUAACUCAUCAAGACUCUACAAAAAUUUGUUUAUUUACAAAAAAGCAUGCAUAUCUUUAAACAAAUAAAAAGCUUAUAACACAGUA
Nannospalax galili (Upper Galilee mountains blind mole rat) is the source of this 1103-nucleotide messenger RNA. RefSeq names its product insulin like growth factor binding protein 7 (gene Igfbp7). Lineage: Eukaryota; Metazoa; Chordata; Mammalia; Rodentia; Spalacidae. Gene Ontology annotation, biological process: regulation of signal transduction; regulation of cell growth. The record is from RefSeq and is a predicted model, not a curated record. The transcript has 5 exons. Bases 42 to 884 code for a protein of 280 amino acids. Gene Ontology annotation, molecular function: insulin-like growth factor binding. Gene Ontology annotation, cellular component: extracellular region.